AAUACUCAAUCAAAAUUAAAGCUAAAGGACUAGAUCAAGGCCACUGAACAAUUUGUUUGAUAUUGUCUCUUUUGGGUUGGUUUAUUUUAAAAAAAAAUUAAAACUUCCGAAUAGAGACAUCAGUGAUGGAGGCAUCUCUAGCACUUUGGACAUCACUAUUAUCCAGGAACGACCUCUAAAACCGAGCUGUUAGCAGUUCCAACUUAAUCGCAUGGUCAAUACGUGUGAUAUUUUAGAGAAGACCAGCUUUGAAGCGGAUCCAGAAAGAGGUGACGUUGACAAGACAUCUGCCUAUGUAGAUCACAAACCAGUUUUAGAAAUUGAUGCGUUCGAGCAAAAUAGGAAUAACAGCGAUUACCAAGAAUUCAGAACAUUAGGUUGGCGGCAGGUAUCUGCACUUUUAUUGGCAGAAACACUCGCACUCGGUGUUCUAAGCUUCCCGAAGCUCGCUUCUGAAAUAGGCAUUGGACCAACGCUUAUUGCUACGAUUGGUCUUGCUUUCCUGGCUUGGGUAACUGGAUACAUCCUAGUUGACUUUAAGGUGAAUCACCCAAGUGUUAUGUCAUUCGCGGACGCUGGUCAAGUUAUCGGUGGACCCAUAUUUAAAUGGGUACUGCUUGUUGGAAUAUUGGUAAAUUCCGUAUUUAUAGCAGCGUCCCAUGUCAAUUCGGGUGGAACAGCUUUAUCAGAGAUGAGCUCAAACGCGAGAUGUUCAGUCUUACUCGGAUUAUGCAUGGCGUUAUUAUGUUUCAUUUUUACAAUUCCUAGGAAAUACGAACACACUGCCUAUGCAUCAUUCGCGUCGUGUGUCAGCAUUUUCGCUGCUUGUUUGAUAACAAUUAUUGCAUGUGGAAUUAAUAGAGAUUCAUGGGGCGACUCCAACGGCGAAGUAAAAUGGAAAGCAUUCAAUAAUACCGGGAUAGUAGGUGUUAUAAACUCCUUCACACAGAUAGUCUUCGCAUACAGUGGACACGCGUUUGUCUUCAGUGCAAUAUCCGAGAUGAAGAAUCCAAAUGAUUUCAAGAAAAGUCUUGCAGUUGUCCAAGUUGUAUCGACUUCAUUUUACAUAAUAAUCGGCGUUGGAGUCUACGUACUAGUAGGGGAUGCAAAUGUCGUAUCGCCAGCUCUAUCCAUCCCAUCACACAAGGUCGAGACGAUAGCAUAUGCGAUUGCGAUGAUAUCUAUCAUUGUGUCGGGUGUAAUUCCUGUCCUUAACGGUCUGAAACAGCUGUGGCUCGAGCUGUUUAGAGGGAAACCUAUGCUUACAAGUAAUGGUUGGAAGGCCAACGCUUUGUGGAUCUUUAUGGCAUUUGUCACGUGGAUGUUCGGAUUCGUAUUAUCUCAACUCAUACCAUUCUUUUCAAGUCUUUUAUCGAUAAUCGCCAGUGUAACAGUCGUAUGGUUUACGUUUGGAUUGAGCGGUGUAAUAUGGCUCGCAGAUAACAAGAAAUAUAGCCAUAGAUCACCAUCAGGGUGGUUUGGAAAUACUGGGAAAAUGUGUAUGACACUUCUGUCGGCAUUUAUAGUCCUAAUGGCUGUUGUUAUAACUCCUUUGGGUAUUUACAGCGCCGCAGAGAGUAUUAAAGAAGGAUACAGAGAGGGUAGCUAUAGUCAUCCAUUUGCAUGCAGAGUUACUUAAUUUUGAUUGAAAUUUCUACCUAUUUAUUUCAUAAAUAUGCA
This is a messenger RNA of Wallemia mellicola CBS 633.66, 1680 nucleotides long. RefSeq lists its product as hypothetical. NCBI's taxonomy places the organism in Eukaryota, Fungi, Basidiomycota, Wallemiomycetes, Wallemiales, Wallemiaceae. Gene Ontology annotation, cellular component: vacuolar membrane. Gene Ontology annotation, molecular function: amino acid transmembrane transporter activity. Gene Ontology annotation, biological process: amino acid transmembrane transport. The record is from RefSeq and is a predicted model, not a curated record. Bases 212 to 1639 code for a protein of 475 amino acids. The transcript has 8 exons.